Molecule: messenger RNA, 2316 nt
Organism: Manis javanica (Malayan pangolin)
Lineage: Eukaryota; Metazoa; Chordata; Mammalia; Pholidota; Manidae
Gene: FOXI1
Product: forkhead box I1
Biological process (GO): regulation of transcription by RNA polymerase II; anatomical structure morphogenesis; cell differentiation
Molecular function (GO): RNA polymerase II cis-regulatory region sequence-specific DNA binding; DNA-binding transcription factor activity, RNA polymerase II-specific
Source: RefSeq, a predicted model, not a curated record
UCUCCCCUGUGCAGGUGACAGGCAGGUGGCUCCAGCCAGCCCAGCCCCAGCAUGAGCUCCUUCGACCUCCAGGCGCCCUCCCCACCUCGCUGCGGUCCCCAGUUCCCCAGCAUCGGCCAGGAGCCCCCGGAGGUGAACCUUUACUAUGAGAAUUUCUUCCACCCACAGGGGGUGCCCAGCCCUCAGCGGCCCCCCUCCUUCGAGAGUGGCGGCGAGUAUGGGGCCACCCCCAACCCCUACAUUUGGCUCAACGGGCCAGCCAUGACCCCACCGCCCUACCUGCCAGGCACCAACGGUAGCCCCUUCCUGCCCCAAGCCUACGGAGUGCAGAGGCAGCUGCUGCCCAGCAUGUCCGGGCUGGGGGGCAGCGACCUGGGCUGGCUGCCCAUCCCCUCGCAGGAGGAGCUGAUGAAGCUGGUGCGGCCCCCCUACUCCUACUCGGCUCUCAUCGCCAUGGCCAUCCACGGCGCGCCCGACAAGCGCCUUACCCUCAGCCAGAUCUACCAGUACGUGGCCGACAACUUUCCCUUCUACAAUAAGAGCAAGGCUGGUUGGCAGAACUCCAUCCGCCACAACCUGUCUCUCAACGACUGUUUCAAGAAGGUGCCCCGCGACGAGGACGACCCGGUUUAUGACAAUAAGGAGGAACAGAAGCAAAGCAUUUUGUCCAUCUCUUUACUUCAUUCUCCCACUUUUGUACCAGGCAAAGGGAAUUACUGGACCCUGGACCCCAACUGUGAGAAGAUGUUUGAUAAUGGAAAUUUCCGCAGGAAGAGGAAGAGAAAAUCAGAUGUUUCUUCUGGCGCGGGCUCCUUGGCCUCAGAGAAAACAGACACCAGUCUCCUGGUGGGCAGUCCUAAGGCCACAGAGGCCCAGGACAUCUUGGACGGCACUUCGCCAGGAGCCACCAGCUCCACAGACAAGCGUCCCUCCCCUCCCCCGCUGGGCACCCCAUGCCUCAACAACUUCCUUUCCUCCAUGACAGCCUAUGUGAGUGGGUCGAGCCCCAUGAGCCGCCCUGUGGCAACACCAGGACUGAGCCCUGAACCCACUGACAAGGUGGCACAGAACUUGCUCAACUUCAGCUCCUACACCCCACUCACCAACCUCAGCAGCCACGGCAGCGGGGGUGAGUGGGCCAACCCCAUGCCCACCAACACUCUUGGCUACAGCAGCUCUGUCCUCAACCAGUUCAGUCCUCAUUUCUACAACAGCAUCAACACGAACACGGUCCUCUACCCCAGGGAGGGCACUGAGGUCUAGAACAGGCUCCCGAGCCAGAUGGACAUGCCUGAGAGAAAAGCAGUUAAGUGCUCCAUGCCAGCGUCCCUAUGUCCAAGGCCUCUGAACUGUCCAGCCAUAGACAGGAGGCUCAGAGUAAUUCUUCCUUUUUCUAGGAUAUUGUGUAAACCUUCUGUUUAUCACAUAUACAUCCACACACACACUCAACUUUGCAAUGGAAACUCUGAUAAGUGGAUACCAGUAACCAUAGCCGCCAUUUGUUGAGCACUUACUAUGUGCUGGGUGCUUCCCAGGCUUUUUAAAGACACAAUCACACUUACUAUUUACAGUCACCCUGCAGGAUUCAUAUGAUCCUCUUCAUUUAACAGAUGAGGAAACUGAGGCUUGAGGACAUUAAGUAACUUCCUAAGGUCAUACAAACUAGUAAGCGGCAGGGCCAGGAGUCAAGUCUGAGUCUAUGUGACCCCCAAAGUUUGGGCCAACAAAGGUAAGAUGGAGGUAUUAGUUGAGCAGCUAAGAUCAGUGUGAAAGCUGAUGAUGGCAAGCUUUCCACUGCCUUCCAGCUCUCUGCGUUUACCAGCAGCCCUGGGAACAUCUCAUCUUGGUCCAAGUCCUUAUUCUGUGGCUCCUUUUGCUGCCACUCAAGGAGGCCCACAUCUCUGCCCAACAGCAUGUCCAGCCUCUCCCCACAGGGGGAUGCUGCUCCACCAGCUCUGGAGAGACCUUGAGCAGAGCAGGAGAGGAGGGUGCACCACAAGCUCCCUACCCCAACCCAGCACUGCCCACCUGCUAAAGUCUUGUAAAGCCCAGCUUCCUGUGUGCACGUCAUGGACCAGUGAGCUAGAGGUGGCUGGGUCUUCCAAGAGAAACAAGGCUGAAUAAGCCCUUCCUUUUUACAGUCCAGGAGAGGUGAAUGUCAGAAAACAAUGCCUCGGGAGGGGCCAGCAGCCUGCCGCACAAGGGUCUGUGCAGGCAGCAUCUGGGGUUUUCUCUUGUUUUGUAUGUACUUCAUCAUGGCACACCCUGGGAAGUGUCUGUUUUCUAAUUUUCGUUUUAAUUAAAAAAAAAUCUGCA